AUGACCUCGCCGCACGUACUCUACUAUUGCUCCUGCAACCAGUACCACACCAACGCUGCGCUUCGCCCCGGUUCGUCGCUUGCAUCACCUCCGCCAGGGUUACCAGCCUAUUCCCCCGCCUCAAGAUACGCCUUUCAUCCACUCGAAUCGCUCUACUUCUGCGACGAAUGCGACCAGAUCAGAUGCAACCGAUGCGUCACCGUAGAUAUCUCGAGCUACUACUGCCCCAAUUGCCUCUUUGAGGUGCCUGGUGCUAGCGUCAAGGCCGAAAAGAACCGUUGCGCCAGGAACUGUUUUGAAUGUCCUUGUUGCCAACAUACACUAUCAGUUGUGGCCAGCGAUCCCGACUCUAAGUCCGUGCGUGGUCUCGACCCCACUGACCCAGCUGCUAGCCAGGGUGAGCCGCCCUACUUUCUUGCAUGCUCAGUCUGUCGCUGGGACUCCAAGUCGGUCGGGCUCGUCUUUGAAAAGCCAACCGGACUCAGUUUGCAGCUUCAGCGCUCCGAAGAGAAUGCUGCAGAUGUUCUCGAAUUCGACCGGCUCAAAGAUCAUUUUGACCCUUACCUUAAGGCGCAGACGCAAGCAGCCAUCACAUCAGCUGCCGUCGGAUCGGGCAGCUCCUCUCGUGCUCGUUCGCUACCAGCUUCAACUGUCUCUGCAGCCCAAGCAUCGUCUUCAUCCAGCGCUGAAGCUUCUACCCGAAGCGCAAGAGCAACUGCUGCACGCAACGCGGCUGCUGCCGCCCUGCAGUCGUCCAAGCUUGUCCAAGAUCUACCUCAUCUAGCACACUCGAAACAUGCCGCAAAUUCUGCUCGCUCCGCACCCAUCGAACCUGACGAGCUCAAAACGUAUCGCGCUCUGAAUCCAUGGCAGCCUGUCGACGAUGGUCGAAGCCGAUCAAGCGGACAUGCAGCAGCAUCUAUGGGCGUGGUGGCCAAGCGUGAAAAGCAUCGAAGAGACUACGUUGCGCGCGUCCAAUUAGGUGUAAAUCAGCCCUUCGCGUCGCUAGAUGCCAAGAUCUCAUCCCUCGAGCAACGAUGGUCCUCGGUCUCAAUAGCAGACCAGCCGGUCCGUGCCGCAGAGUUACGUCCUAACAGAGUAUCUCUCAAAUCCAAGCUUUCCAAAAGGUGCCCGGCGUGUCGGCACAUUGUCAUCAAGCCGGACAUCAAGGCGGCAUCGAACCGCUUCAAGAUCAAACUCGUAGCACUCAACUUUUUGCCCGAGAUUCAGAUCGCUCUGGCUGACCAACAACCGUAUCUUGACGCCCUUCGCUUCCGCUCGACCGGGGUCACGGGCUCAAACCUGAUGGGAGCGGCGUCGACAUCCAGUUCUCUCCGACGAAGGCCUCAAUCAGUGCUCGUAUCUGGAGCGGAUUCGCUCGGCCCGGCCUCGUCCCUAUUUAACGCGUCGCAAGACGUUGACGUUAAUCGACUGAUUGCAGGACAAACGUACAGCUACCAGAUUGCUGUCACAAAUCCGCUGGAUGAUCCAGUCGAGCUCGACAUGAGCUUUGUCCGCUUCGCCAAUGCGUCGUUGAGCAGAGGUGCUGCAGCGGUCCAACCUUUACCAGAACCGAAGUACAUCUUUUCUUGGAACUACAGCAACAAUACUUCUUCAGCACCCUCGCACGUCAAGCCGAGUGAAGGGCCAUCUCGUCCGACCAGACGCGCUCGGCUUGGCUGGCAGGUAUACCCAUCUACUACUAGCAUUUCAUUGAAUGCUUUCAACGAAGUCUGGGAGCUCGAGGAUGCCGAAGAACUGUACCACUCCAAAACUGAGCUCGAGACGCAUCCGGAAUCCCUCGAUGGCUCCUCGCCGCGUCGGAGCGCUGUAAAGACUGCAUAUGUCGACGGCGCCGGACGCUUGGGCUGCACAAACGAGCCGGCUUGGGUGAUUCAAGAACACGAGGACGAUGAGGACGACACCAAAUCGAACCGCACUGUGCAACGCAAACCGUUCCUUCAGAAGGGACACACAACUAUCUUCUAUCUCGACCUGGUCGUUUCAGCCACUGAGUUGCCAAAGCCGGGCCCAAUCGAAAUUGGUAUGCACGUCACUUAUCGCUACACUGGUGGCGCGAACCAACCAAGUAGCCAAGGUUUGGCCACAGCUGGUAAAGAUUUUUCUUUCUGGACCUCGAUCCGACUCGGAUCUGUUGUAGGACGCGACGAGCGUGACGAGCGAGAAUGA
Molecule: messenger RNA, 2190 nt
Organism: Mycosarcoma maydis (corn smut)
Lineage: Eukaryota; Fungi; Basidiomycota; Ustilaginomycetes; Ustilaginales
Exons: 1
Coding region: 1-2190 (729 amino acids)
Cellular component (GO): dynactin complex
Source: RefSeq, a predicted model, not a curated record